AUGCUCUGGCUUCAAGUAGCCAGCCAAAUUGGCAUCGUCGUCUUCACGUUUUUCGUGCAGAUGCAGAUGCCCAGCAAUCAAUAUCUACCUGAAGUCGUCGGACAGCUCAUCGACGCGGCUUCUCCUCGCUUCGCAUACCUCGCUAAAGAGGUUGCGCUUUCGCUCCGGUCCAUCCGUCCCACGCUUCCGGCUCCCCCGACUCGUCAUUCUAUACCCCCUUCGCCAACUACGGCUGAAGCCAAGGAUAUCAUCAUCUGGGCCCCCACAACUCACGCUGUCCCCAUUGAGCUGCAGCCUCCGGCGCUCGCUACUCAACUUGUGGCGUCGUCGCCGGUGCUUGCUACCUCCAUGUCGAUGCCCACGUUUACCCGAGCUUCCACAUCUGAGGAUGCGUCGUCAGAUAUAGUGAUCUGGUCGAAUGAUGCGGUAGACUCAGCGAACCACUUCUGCCCGACUUACCUCGCAUCCAUCGUCCCUACCUGCCAUCUUCGUCCAGCUCACAUCGUGGCGAUUGCCUUCACGUUCGCAACGAUUUGGAGUGCAUGUGGACUGUUCAAGAUCUAUCAAGCUCGGCGUGAUGAGAAGACGGUAUCUGCCAACAGUGGUUUGCGGAGCUAUACCCAGAGCAACAUCGUUGCCAAGCUCAUAGCGACAUUCUAUGGCGGCGCACCAUCGCGGUCCAGAACGAGCUCUCUGGACCGCGAUGGUGCUUCGUCGACUGUCCCGAGCGCCUCUGCAAACCACGAUACCGUACUCACCGUCCUUCCAAACACGAACCACACAGACGGCGACGGCGGCAACACGACGGCAGCACGUACCCAGCAACAGACGGAAAGCUCAACAGCUCAUGAAAGUCAUUCCACGCCAGGGACGUCCAAGCCCUCGUGGGCCCCCAGUAGGCUCGCGCCCAUGCCCGAGACAGUGUCAAUGGCGCACACCGCGUACGCUUGCGAGAUAUACGCCAAGAAGUGUGCCGAGCAUAUCAAAAUGAUGGAGUACCAGAGCGCGCGCCCGGCUCUAGUGCGAGAGGCCAUGGAGAGAGAACGCGAGGGGUUCCUAGCAUUUGUCGAGCAGGAGGUCCAGCGCGCCGCGGGACUGCAGACUCAGUGGCAGGAGCGUUGCGCAGAGCUCACGAGGAUUUAUGCGACAAUGACAGCACGCCAGGCAGAGGUCUAUGGGACGCUGGAAGUACUGAAGUCGACGCGUGCGCGGCUGGACUCGGAACGCGCAAAGGCGAGGAAGGAGCACGAGCAGCGGGCGAAGGAGAGGGCGCAGGUAGAGCAGGCGCGUGCGGCCAUUGCAACCAAGCGCAUGAAUGCAGAGGAGGGACGCUUGGAAGAUACGCGUAAACGAGUACAGGCCAUUGUGGAGCGGACGGUGCUGGAGGAACAGAACGAGAUGCUGGAGAAGGAGCGCGUCCUGCGAGAGGCAGCGCGCACGCGAACUGAGGAAGAACACUUGGAGGCCGAGCAAAGGCGCGUGGAGGCCAUGGAAGAGCAGAUCCGCUUGGAAGAACAGCGCGAGAUGCGGGAGAAGGAACUUGCGCGGAUCGAGACUGGGCGCAUGCAGGCGGAGGAGGAGCGCUUGGUAGCUGAGCAGAGACGCAUACAGGCUACGACGGAGCAGAUAGCUCUGGAACAACAGCGGGCGAUACUGGAGAAGGAGCAGAUCCGUCUGGAGGCCGAGCGUGUGCGCCAGGAGGCCGAGCGUCGGCGUGAUCAGGAAGUGCAGGUAGGGCCAGCGAGGCAUCUGCAGGAUCGGGAGGUGCAAAAAGAUGAGCCAGCUCUACGUGACAACGAAGCACAGACGCUUUACGUGGAAUGGAAGGACGCACAGACGGGUCGGGGAAGCCUAUGUGAGGGGGGCAUGCAGACCGACUGUACGGAAGGCGUGCGCGAUCAGGAGGUGCAAUUCGGCCCCGCGGAUUAUCAGGUGCAGACUGCGCGAGAAAACGAUCUACGCCACCAGGAGGCGCAGAUCGAGCGAGAUAUGCAAGCGCAACAGGAAGACCAGGUGUCUCACGAAGGCGGACAAUGGAUGCAAAUGGACGAUGCGAUGGACUCACAGGACAGUGGAUCAGUCGAGCAGGUCGAACACGUCGCACAGCCUGUGCAGUACAAGCAAGCUCAACCUGACGUCGACGCCGGUCAUGAGUUUCCAGUCCAGUGUACCCCUGUUCAGCCGUCUCCCCACAAUCCAUUCACGGCGGUUCCGCUGCAGGAGUACCAGAAACCCAUUCAGGCACCGCAAUCGCAGCCUGCGGUGCAGAUCCCUGCUGCGUCAUCUAGUAGCAUGCCCUUGACAGGCCAACCGUCAUCCCCGAGUCCAGUCACUGCAGCCGAUACUGUCGAACCAUCUGCUGCUCAAGCUGAGAACUUAAGGAAGAUCCUCAUAGACCUUUUGCUACAGCAAGCACAAAACGGGCAAAGCAUGCAGAUGAUCGACGAUGACCUGAACGACAGGCAAAAUAUGCAGGGGCAAGCUAAUCAUGCGAACAUGAAUGCGAUGCCACAGCUCCAGGGAGGGUACCAACCCAGUCUCGACGACUCGUAUUACCAGCCCAUGACCCCGCAGUCAUGGCAAGGCCCAAUGAGCACAACUGGACCAUACGGCUACCAGUGGGCUGCACAACCUCUCCCGCCGGCCCUUGCGACAGGUCAGCAGUUCGCGCAAUACGACCCUGCCCCGCCGCCCCCCACAGCAUCGAUCAUGUUCGACCAGGCUCCGUCCUCCAGAUACUAUACCGUCCCUGACAUCGUCGCCUCACAUUACGCUGACCCACGUAUGGGCCAAGCAUCCGCUUCAGCACCGGUUGCGCAGGGGUAUUCCAGUCUCCAAUACUGGCAGGGUAUGCCAGAAACAGGCCCGCAAGACCUGCAGGACGGGCAAGCAUGGUACGCCGAGAAUGGCGAACACGACGCGGGAGAUGCGCAGUCACAAAGUGACGAGGUGGAGGUUGACCUCGGAUACGAAUAUGAAUACGGCGAGACAGCUUACCCUGCACCAAGUGGUCAUCCCGAGGGCGACGUCUCCGGAGACAGCACUCAAGAAGACCAUCCGGAUUCGGAUUCUUCGCAGCCCACCGAUCUGCCGCCCACCGAUUUAUCUAACCGCCCCAAGCUCCCACUUCCAUCCCGCGCAAGACGUCUACAAAGUCAUCAAGAGGCACAGACAGUGCAGUUCCUCCCGAUGGGCCAUCUUGCAGAACAGCCGCCGCUUGAUGGCCAAUCCAGCGCGUCUUCGGUUGCUUGGAGUGCAGAGGUGGAUUUCAGUAUGCCGCAGUCAACGUAUGGGCCCCCGCAAGCUUGGGGCGCUGCUACGCUGGCUCAGCACGAUUCCUCGCCCUCAGCGUCCAUGAGUACGCCUUCGUCACGUCUUGAAGAGCACGCGCGGGACGGCCAUUCAGGAAUCUAUGAGUCGAGCAGCGUCUCGAUAGCAGCGCCUAUCGAGCAUACAUCAUUGUCUCUCCAUGACUACAUGGCGGCUGAGGCAGCUUCACAGCAGGCACCGAGAUCGGAAUCAGAAGACGGAGAGACGGAGGAGGAGCCGGCACAGUUUCCGCCUGGGGAAGACCAUGAGAGUUGGGAGAUAGCAUUAGAUCAAAUUCGGAGAAUCCGAGUGCGAAACGCACUACGCGGUAAACUGAGAGUCGAAAUUCCUGAAGAAAGCAUCCGCAUCACAGAUAGGUGCUGGGAAGCGCUGUCUGUCUGUGAGUUACCAAAGACUAGGAAGGCUACGUGUGCACUCAAAAUCAUCAAGUGUUCAGACGAAGCAGAGCUCCCUUCGAUGCCGCGGGCGCAGACAUGUCCCUGUAUCUCGCACAGCCAAGGACCUUCCUUGCCCGUGGAGAUCUGGCUGGAAGUGGUGGCUGGAUUCGUGGAAGAACGCGAUUACGACGCAUUGGCGAACUGCACCAGAGUGUGCAAAUUCUUCCGCUUCUGGUGUCGCCGACACCUGAGCGAGCAGAUGGCGUUCAAGAGCGAACAAGACGUAGAACGCAUCAAGGCGGAUGCUGCAAGGGCAGAGGGCUGGAAAGGACCGCACACUGUUCACAUCAUCGGAGAAGGAGAGUCGAAGGCGACUUCGCACCUGUCCACAUUUGCGUCCAAAUUUGCAGGUCGCUGGACUGAAAUCGAGUGGCUGCAUCUCGACAAGGUGCACUGGCCGCCGCAAUGGCAGGCCGCCGAUGCCGCCGUCUUCAAGGAUAUGUCCCGCUUCACCUCAAUCACGACGCUCGAGCUCGACGGCGUUACGUUUCCGUCAGUCGUCACAUUGGGGCGACUCAUCUGUGCGCUACCACGCCUCACAACGCUCUGGCUCGCCGAUGUUAGGUUCCACCGAUGCUUUUAUCUGUUCGACCCCCGUACACUGUCAGACUUCCGUCGUCUACCAGAAACCAAGCUUGAGACACUGUACCUGGGAACAGCGCACUAUGGGAUGCAAAACUACAGUCCUGCUGCAUGGCCGCAUUACACUGAGCUACUUACUUUCAUCACUGCUGUGAGUGGCCACAGUGUCAACACUCCUCCGGUUCAUCCAUGGAGAUCGAUCAGCCGUCUCCAGCUCCAUCAGAUAGUUGGUUGGAAAAUCACUCCCCCUUCCUUCGCCCGCCUCCUGCGUGCGUUCCCUGCGCUUCAUAAGCUUGACUUUUAUACAAAAGUAGCCGGGUACGCACCUGAACUAGAACUCACCUGUGCAUCCGCUCGCAUUGGUGCAGAGCCAAUCAUCAUCACGGUAGACCAAGCCCAUGUGUCGUUAGAUUCAGACGAUCCGUAUGCCUAUCAAAUUCUUCGCUGCCUGAUCAAGAUGGACUACCCCCUCAGAGUAACAAAGGUCUACGCUCCAGGAUAUAUGUCGGAAGCUCUCAAUGAAUUACUCAGGCAUGCUGGACCGUCACUGGAACAUCUCACACUCCAUCAUGUCGAUGUUCCAAAAAUGCGUUUAUCACCUCAUGAGAUUCCACAAUUUGAUCUCUCCGAGAACGCGAACCUAAAGUUUCUUAGCCUGACCACACGGAGGGAACUUUACGAAGUGGAGGGACCCUUCGCUAAAAUCCGUGGGCUACGAGGCCACGGCCGGAUAGAGAAACAAGAUGCCGACCUCGUAGAACAACUCUGGUUGUCGUUCGAUAAACGUGAUAUCCUUGGAAUUGGUUUGUUCUGGAAUUACGAGGAAAACACCUGGGAACGUUAUGAUCUCAAGCGAGGCGAAGACGGCAGUGCUUUUGUCGUCGAGGCGCCUGCCAGUGCUUCUAAGGGUAGCGUGCAUCCUGGCGAUUCUGCAGACUCCAACGGCUCGUACGAUGCUGAAUCGUCGGGAUCGUUCGACGCCUGUGCUACUGCACUAAGUGAAGAGCUGCGUGCAUUCCGCGAGUUCAUCCUUGAAGGCUACAAUUUGCAUUUGAGCUCUGGUCACGCACAAUAA
Messenger RNA from Postia placenta MAD-698-R-SB12, 5424 nucleotides. RefSeq lists its product as hypothetical. NCBI's taxonomy places the organism in Eukaryota, Fungi, Basidiomycota, Agaricomycetes, Polyporales, Adustoporiaceae. Bases 1 to 5424 code for a protein of 1807 amino acids. The record is from RefSeq and is a predicted model, not a curated record. The transcript is spliced from 12 exons.